Messenger RNA from Miscanthus lutarioriparius, 429 nucleotides. Lineage: Eukaryota; Viridiplantae; Streptophyta; Magnoliopsida; Poales; Poaceae. The record is from the annotation of a GenBank genome assembly.
AUGCUGAUCCUGGACCUGGCGAUCUGGAUUAUCCCGGUGACGCUCGUGUUCGUGCCGUGCCGGCGGCUGGUGGUGCUGGUGGCCAGGCUGCAGGAGCUGGAGGAGUGCAUCAUGCGGCCGCGCCCGCCGCCGCCGCUCAUGGACUCGUGGGCGUGGGGCCGCGUCGGCGGCCUGCACACCAUGAGCGUCAUGAUGCGAUCGAGGUUCGAGUUCAACCCUGCAAGCUGCAAUGGAGGUGCGUACGGGGUGAGGUUAGGUGAGGUGAGGUGGGGAGAGAGAGGGAGACCUCAGUUUUACCUAGGAGGUGGCAGCUUCUUCGAUCCGGUUGGAUCCCUGACCCUGUCUGCAUUUUCAGUUGCCAAGGAGGAGAACAAGAAGCUCAUGGUGUCCUUCAUCAAUAGGGAGAGGCUGCUAAGCCAUCAACCGUGA